Molecule: messenger RNA, 6198 nt
Organism: Oryzias melastigma (Indian medaka)
Lineage: Eukaryota; Metazoa; Chordata; Actinopteri; Beloniformes; Adrianichthyidae
Product: NACHT, LRR and PYD domains-containing protein 12
Exons: 14
Coding region: 374-3892 (1172 amino acids)
Molecular function (GO): protein binding
Source: RefSeq, a predicted model, not a curated record
GCUUCCAAACAGCAACAACAGAUAUGUGUAACAGUUUCUGCAUAAACUCACAUAAACUACAAUUUGUAUCAAAAUAUAUAUUUUUUAAUUUGGUUUGAUUUGUCAAUGUGUAUUUGAAUAUUAACAAUUAGAAAAAAAAGAAAAAGAGAGAAAGUGCACAGGCGUGGGAGGAGUCUGCGCCCCGGAGCUCUGUAGCUGCAGCGCCCCCUGGAGGCACAGAAACCGAAAGUGUCAGGAGGAUCAGGUAACUCCGGAUCGUGUCGCAGCUGAUUCGAUCCAGCGAAGAAAGCUGGAAGCAGCAGCUGGUCGAGGGUUCGGUUCUGGAUCCACAUGGACUUCACCGCGCCAUAGAGGCUCCAGGUUCUGACUGAGGAUGAGUAGUUCAAGGAGGAAGAGGACAGCACAGUUUCCAGAAUCUACAAGUUCAACCCCAAAAAAGGCCCGACCUGAACCCUCAAAAGAUUCACAGAAACUUUAUUCUUCAACAUCCAGUUCUCUGUCCCUAAAGAGUGACUGGUCCAAAGAGGAAAACCCGACUUUCAGCGCUGAACCAGAACCGUCACACUCAAAAGAUCCACAGAAACUUUAUUCUUCAUCAUCCAGCUCCACAUCUCUAAAGAGUGACUGGUCCAAAGAGGAGAACCCGACUUUCAGUGCAGAACCAGAACCGUCACACUCAAAAGAUCCACAGAAACUUUAUUCUUCAUCAUCCAGCUCUCUGUCCUUAAAGAGUGACUGGUCCAAAGAGGAAAACCCGACUUUCAGUGCAGAACCGGAACCGUCACACUCAAAAAAGAGAGAUUCCUCCGAGGAGCAGGAGCCCUCCAGAUGUUCGGUUUGUGGAGACAUCCUGAAAGUUCCGCUCCGCAGCAGCUGUGAACAAGGUUUGUGCACGCGGUGCAACCGGGCCCCUCCAUCCGGACCCUCCUCCGGUCCACAAAGUGAACAAAGAUCCAGAACUGAAUCUGGACCGCAGACAGAAGAUUUCAGUUUCCUGAAGCAGCUUUACAAACAUAAGUGCAGACAGAGGAGGAUAAGUGAGCAUGUGGCUGAAGGAAGUGAAGAAGCAGCAGCUUCAGGAGGAGGAACUCUUCUCAACAACAUCUUCACUGAGCUCUACAUCACAGAGGGGCUGAGAGAAGAAGUGCACACCCAGCACGAGGUGAGGCAGCUGGAGACGGCCUCCAAGAAGACGCAAGCUUCCAUCAGGUGCCACGACAUCUUCAGAGCCUUCCAGAACCGAGAUGGACCCAUCCGGGUGGUUCUGACCAGCGGCAUUGCCGGCAUUGGAAAAACCUUCUUAGUGAAGAAGUUCACUCUGGACUGGGCGGCGGAUCUGGAGAACCAGGACGUCAGCGCUGUGGUUUCUCUUUCCUUCAGAGAGCUGAACUUGAUCAGAGAAGAGCAGCACAGCCUCCUGACUCUGAUCCAUCUGUUCCAUCCGACACUCCAGAAGAUCCCAGCAGAGCAGCUGGAUGUCUAUAAACUUCUCUUCAUCUUUGAUGGUCUGGAUGAAAGCAGACUUUCUCUGGACUUCAGCAACAGUCCGGCGGUGUCUGAUGUCACCCAGAAGUCCUCAGUCAGUGUUCUUCUGACGAACCUCAUCCAGGGACACCUGCUUCCCUCCGCUCUGAUCUGGAUCACUACCAGACCUGCAGCAGCCAAUCAGAUCCCUGAAAAACACGUGGACCGGCUGACAGAAGUGAUCGGCUUUGAGGAUUCUCAGAAGGAGGAGUACUUCAGGAAGAGAUUCAGCGAUGAAAAGCUGUCCAGCAGAAUCAUCUCCCACAUCCAGAGCUCCAGGAGCCUCCACGUCAUGUGCAGAGUCCCGAUCUUCUGCUGGAUCACUGCCACAGUUCUGGAGCACAUGUUGACCACAGAGGACGGAGGAGAGGUGCCGACGACGCUGACCGACAUGUACUCACAGUUCCUGAUGGUCCAGACAAAGAGGAAGAAGAAGUACCGGCAGGGAUGCCAGGCAGGCCCACAGGAAGUGACAGACGCUGACAGGGAAGUCCUUCUGAACCUAGGCAGGCUGGCGUUUGAACAUCUGCAGGAAGGAAACAUCAUGUUCUACCAGGAAGACCUCCAGCAGUGUGGUCUGGAUGUCACCGCAGCCCUGUUGCAUUCUGGGGUUUGCACUGAGAUCUUCAGAAGAGAGUGCGUGAUCUUCCAGAAGCCCGUUUACUCCUUCGUGCAUCUGAGCGUGCAGGAGUUCCUGGCUGCCGUCUACAUGUUCCACUGCUUCACCGUCAAGAACACGGCGGUCCUGGAGAACUUCCUGGUGACUCAAGAAAAAUCUCACGGACCUUCAACUCUGCAGUCUCUCUUUAAUAUUUUUUGGCCCUCUGAUGAGAAUGUUCCACAUUUCCCAACUCUGGAUGAGUUCUUAAGCAAAGUCUUGGAGAAGUCGCUGCAGAACGACUCUGGACAGCUGGACUUGUUUGUCCGCUUCCUUCACGGCCUCUCUGUGGAAUCCAACCAGAGACUUCUGGGAAGUUUGUUGUGUCACACGAAGGAGAGUGCAGAAACCCUCCAGAAAGUCAUCAACAACCUGAAAAUGAUGAGAAGUUACAGCAGCUCCCCGGACCGGAGCAUCAACAUCUUCCACUGUCUGCUGGAGAUGAAGGACCUCUCCGUGCAUCAGGAGAUCCAGGAGUUCCUGCAGUCGGAGAACCGAUCGGAGAAAAGGCUUUCAGAGAUCCACUGCUCCGCUCUGGCCUACAUGCUGCUGAUGUCAGAGGAGGUUCUGGACGAGCUGGACCUGAAAAAAUACAAGACGUCUCCAGAAGGUCAGCAGAGGCUGAUCCCAGUCGUGAGGAACUGCAGGAAGGCUCGACUCUCUGGAUGUGGACUCUCAGAGGCUCACUGCGAGAUCAUGGCUUCAGCUCUGAAGUCCAGACCGUCCCACCUGACAGAACUGGACCUGAGUCACAACACCCUGCAGGAUUCUGGGAUGAAGAUUCUGUCGGAUGGACUGCAGAGUCCAAACUGUCGGCUGGAGACUCUGAGGUUGAGGAGCUGCACCAUGUCAGAGGAGGCCUGCACCACUCUCGUCUCCGCCCUGAAGUCCUCCCAUCUGCAGGAGCUGGACCUGAGUGCCAACACGCUGAGUGGUUCAGCCAUGAAGCUUCUGUGUGGUUUCCUGCUGCGCUCUCAUUGCUCGCUGAAGACCCUGAGGUUAAGCAGCUGCAGGUUGUCAGAGAGCAGCUGUACUGCUCUGGUCUCAGCCCUGAAGACGAACCCGUCCCAUCUGACAGAACUGGACCUGAGCGACAACGCCAACCUGCUGGAUUCAGGAGUGAAGCUGCUCUGUGGUUUUCUGCAGAAUCCACUGAGCAAACUGAAGACUCUGAGGUUGAGGAGCUGCAGCUUGUCAGUGAGUAGCUGUGCCGUUCUGGUCUCGGCUCUGGAAACAAACCCGUUCCACCUGACCCAACUGGACCUGAGCGACAACAAGCUGCAGGAUGCAGGAGUGGAGCAGCUCUGCAGCUUUCUGAAGUUCCCCGACUGUAGACUGGAGACUCUCAGACUGGAGGACUGCAGCUUGACAGAGAGGAGCUGUGAUGUUCUUGCUUCUGCUCUGAUCUCCGUCCUGUCUCGUCUGACACAUCUGGACCUGAGCUUUAAUAAGCUGCGGGAUUCAGCAAUGAACCAUUUGUGGGGUUUCCUGCGGAGUCCAUUCUGCAGUUUGCACACUCUGAGGUUGGAGGACUGCAGGCUGUCAGCCUCAGGCUGCUCCGUGCUGUUCUCCGCUCUGAAGUCCAGUUCAUCCCGUCUGACAGAACUGGACCUGAACAGGAACGACCUGAAGGCUUCGGAUGUUCAGAACCUCCUGGAUCUGGUGGAGAGCCCCGACUUCAAGCUGGAGACUCUGAGGUGGAACUGUUGAGGGUGGAGCUGGGCGCAGUCAGAAGUCAUCAUCUGGAGCGUCCAGAGAUGUGGAAGCAGCUGUUGUCUGAGGGGGGAGAACAAUGGUCAAUAGAGAACUAAAUGUCUCUCUGAGUGAACUGUCAGCUGAUGUUUUCAGCAACAAUCACAGUAUUUGUCUUGAUAUAUGAAGAUCAGAAGAAAUCUGCCAGUAAAUAACUGGUAAAUGAAGGUCAGCAAAGAUAGUUUAUUACUGGUAAAGCUCAACCCUCACAUGUCAUCAUAAAUGUCCUUCAAAAAGGCUGUAGAGUUAAAGCUUUGUAUCUUUUGAGCUUCAGAACCAGCAGUUACUUCAUGAUUUCAUCCGUUUCCGGAGUUUCCAGCUUCCUCAUAAAAACGCAGGAUUGGGUGAAACAUUUAGGACUUUUUUUCCAAGACAUUUUUUUAAAUCUACGAGUAUUUUGGAGCAAUCUAAUUUUUAAAAAAAAAAGAACAUUUAUGUAAAGAACAAAUAUGGAGGUUUAAAAACGUCCAAACUAAAGCGACUUUCUGUGAUCAGACUAGAACACUAAAUGCUUUGGGUUUAGAACCCGGUUUGAUGUUUGUCCGUUAACGUUCAGUCACAACCACUUUAAGUUCCUUUUGCUUCCAGAUUCUUCUCUGCGUUCUUUUGGACAGUAGAUGAUUUAUUUCUGGGUUCUUUGCCCAGAUCACAGUGUAUUUUUAUGGUGCACUUUGUACCAAAUCCGGACAGAGAGUUUUACAUUGUGAGUUGAGCAUAUUUGCAGCUUUGGUCUGGUUUCUAUUGGGCAGUGAUUUAUGGAGGCUCUUCACACGGCUCUAACCUGAAACAUCUGCAGACUACCUCUAAAAGUCACUCAUAUUUGAAACUGAUCUGUGAUGAAUUUGCAAUUUACAGACUGACACAGUUAAGGCUACUUAAAGUUUCCUGUUGGUUAAACAGACUCUUCAUGCACAAAAACUGACUUUUUGUUCCAGACUGUUCAGAUUUCACAGACCAGAGCAGAAGGUUUUAGUUGUGACCUUUUGGUGGGAAACGUCAUCGUCCAACGUCUGUUUUCAUCGUUGUGUGAAUCAAGAAAAAAGAUGAUUACUUUCGUGUGAAACUGAAGAUUUUAGUCCUGCCGACUUAAAAGAGUUGAGGCCGAUUUAGCUGCCUCCACUCAAACAGAUUUUGUAUUUUGAUUAUAGAAAUUGUAGUCAUUUGAAUAGUUUUUUAACCCUCCAGAAACGAGAAAAAUUCUGCUGAGCUUUCAAAAUUUAUUUGACAAAUUGCUUUUUAUUUGUUCAUUUUAGGUAGCACCAAUUAAAGCGACCAAAUAAAUGAAAUAAAAUAAAUAAAAAGAAGGAAAUAAUUUAUAAACCUAAAAAAUAUAAAGAAAUGAAAUGAAAAACAGCAUCAAAGAGAUUUUUGUAUUUUUAUUUUAGAAAUUCGAAUAUUUUUUUAACCCUGCAGAACCAAUUUUCUUCGGAGCUCAAAAAAAUUAUUUGUUUUUUUGUUUAUUCAUUUUAGGUUGCACUUAUUAAAGCUGCCAAAAAUUAAAAAGAAUAAGAUAAAUACAUAAAAAUAAGGAAAAAAAGUAAUAAACCUAAAAAAAAAAGAAAUUAAAGGAAAAAGAGCAGCCAAAUUUGACCCUGUGGGUUCUCCAGGGUUACGACGGAUAUCCGCCCCACACCUAACACACCUGAAGUCCCACAUACCUGUCUCCGAGUAGCUCCUCUCCAUCCUUUCUCUUUGACAGUAAUGCUUUUGACCAUCUCUCUCGCUCAAGUUUGAGCCUGCUGCUCUGGAAGCUGCAUUGAACUGAACUUUCCACUCUGUAUCGUUUAUUUCGUAAGUGUGCGUCUCGAACAAACUGUAAAUAUGUUUUUAUUCAACUCAAUAACAUUAAUUGUUUACUAAUCCUGUGUAGUUUACAUCUCCAGAUGGAGAAACACUAAAAAAAAGGUUCCUCUGAGAUGAAACCUGUCAGACGAAGCUGACAUGAACUGAACCUUCAGCUGCUCCAGGUUUUGUGAUGGAAACAGCUCAUUGUUGGUGGUGGUUUUCUCACCUUCCUCUUCUUUUGCAAAGUUGUCACUUCUUCUUCUGGAAGGUGGAACUGUUAGUUUGGCUGUAAAUAACACUAAACUUGUCCUCUUUGUUGGCUGUACUGCCUGAGAGAGCUUAGAAGGAAGAAAAAAAGGUUGAAUAAAUAGAUGUAACAUCCAGAAAGCGAUUAUGUUAUUUUCUGAUCAUUUUUAGAUUUGUUGAGCAGCUGCAGAAACCUUUUGUUUUUAAAUCAAAUAAAAUCAAAGCAAACAUUG